UCAAGGUUUAUUUUAUUUAGUUGGGGAUUUUUUGUUUGUGAUUUAGUGACUUAUUCGCGCUUCCCGUUUAAAUUUUAAAUGUCAAAAAAAGAUUUGAAAAAAUUUGCCCCAAAAAUGGAUUUGGACGAUACUCCUCGUAGUGUUGUUGUAACAACAUCGCGUGUUUAUUCCGAUGUGUUUUCGAACAAGCCUUCUUCCUACUUCGAGUACGACAACUACAACCCCCCGACUGACGACAUCAACAACUACAGUCUGAUUCGCAAAAUCGGUCAGGGGAAGUACAGUUUAGUGUUCGAGGGGGUGCACGAUGGCAACAACGACUCGGUUGUGGUGAAAUUACUGAAACCGAUUAAAAAGCCCAAAAUCAAGCGCGAAAUUAAAAUUUUGGAGCAUUUGCGAAACGGCCCCAACAUAGUGAGUCUCUAUGCCGUGGUGUCCGUCCCGUCGACCGGCCUGCAUGCCCUUAUUUUCGAGUCCCCGUCAAACAACGAAGAUUUCAAAGAGGUUUAUUUAAAAUUGGGCGAUUCUGACAUUCGCUACUACAUUUAUGAAAUCCUGAAAGCCCUCGAUUACUGCCACAGUAAGGGCAUAAUGCACCGCGACGUGAAGCCGCACAACAUCAUAAUCGACCGGAAAACCCGGAAAAUCCGGUUGAUAGACUUCGGCUUGGCGGAGUUCUACCGGCCCGGAGAGCGCUACAACGUCCGGGUGGCUUCCCGCCAUUACAAGGGCCCGGAGUUGCUCGUCGAGUACGGCUAUUACGACUACUCGCUUGACUUGUGGUCGCUGGGGUGCGUCUUCGCCGCGAUGAUCUUCCGGAAGGAGCCCUUCUUCCAGGGCUUCGAUAACCGGAAUCAGCUCUAUUGCAUUGUCAAGGUUUUGGGCACGAGCAAGUUUUACAGUUAUUUGAACAAGUACAAUAUUGUGCUGGAGAGCAGCAUGCAGGAGAUGCUGGGGAUCCACUCGAAGAAGCCCUGGCAGAGGUUCGUCAACACGGAGAAUGAGCAUCUGGUGAAUCACAAUGCGUUUGAUUUUUUGGAUUCGUUGCUUUGUUAUGACCAUAUGGAGAGGUGUUCGGCGCAGGAGGCGUUGGGGCAUAAGUACUUCGGGCCGGUGAGGAGUUCCGGGAGUUUGCCCGGAUUGGACAAACUCAAGGUCUCGGGGUCGGGACAAGCGGUUUAAUUAAAGUAAAUAUAGAAUAAUAAAUUAUUUUCGUGGAA
This is a messenger RNA of Tribolium madens (black flour beetle), 1220 nucleotides long. RefSeq names its product casein kinase II subunit alpha-like. The record is from RefSeq and is a predicted model, not a curated record. The coding region runs from base 79 to 1182 and encodes 367 amino acids. The transcript is spliced from 2 exons. NCBI's taxonomy places the organism in Eukaryota, Metazoa, Arthropoda, Insecta, Coleoptera, Tenebrionidae. Gene Ontology annotation, cellular component: cytosol; nucleus; protein kinase CK2 complex. Gene Ontology annotation, molecular function: ATP binding; protein serine/threonine kinase activity. Gene Ontology annotation, biological process: protein phosphorylation.